Messenger RNA from Metschnikowia bicuspidata var. bicuspidata NRRL YB-4993, 3471 nucleotides. RefSeq lists its product as uncharacterized. The coding region runs from base 1 to 3471 and encodes 1156 amino acids. The record is from RefSeq and is a predicted model, not a curated record. The transcript has a single exon. NCBI's taxonomy places the organism in Eukaryota, Fungi, Ascomycota, Pichiomycetes, Serinales, Metschnikowiaceae.
AUGGAAUUUUAUGAGCCAUCAUUUACGACGCAACUUGCGCCGCUCGUGAAAAUUGCUCUUGGUCAGGGCCCUGAAGCCAAAUAUCUCAGGUCUCAUCUAGACCGUGCUCAACUAUCGCAUCCAGUUUGGGAUAACGUGAUCAUCAAGAACAGGCUACUGGCAACAAAAUUCCAUAUCCGUUACGCAGCUUCGGAAAGUGAGAUUGAAACGAGCAUCUUGUCGCAUAAGUCUCGAGUGACGGGUGCACACUCCCCACUAUCACCAUUCAACACUCUGUCUGAUCUCUUCCCUAGCGGAGUGAUUUCAAGUAAGUGGUUUAGCAAAUAUGUUGAUGACGUCCCUUUUGCUGUUGUGUGUAGCUUCAGCCUCGCAAAUGCAGAAAAUGAUGCUCAGCUCGCAGAAACACUCACAGCCACCCGAGCAAAGUACUUGAAUCACAAUGUCCGAUUUGUGGCCAUUGUGGUCUCCUCUGCUACAGAUAGUGUCGGGAUACAAGACCGCAUUGCUCACUUAAGACAAGCUUCAGGUCUAGCCAAUCUCCUGGGACUUUUCCACUUGCUGCUUCUGGUGGAAUCCAUGGAGACAGAAUGUGAAAUGUUGGCCUCGUCUUUGCUCAAUGCAUUGAAAACAUCAGCAACUGAUUUCUACUCCGGAAUUGAGCUUCGCGUAAAGCAGAGAUUCAAGAAAUACUACACCAUGCCCAGAUCCGAGGUCAAGUCCAGUAUUGAGCUACUGCCAAAGAUCCUUGAAACGAGAAAUAUAGUCAAACAAGCUGUCCUUCUCCAAUUCAUGCAUCCGCACAAUAUUGAGUCUAGUAUUCCUUUAUUGGAGCAGUCUUAUGCUGGCUUGUUCGAGUUACUUGCGAAGAAUGUUGCCCACUUCUUUAGUAAGUCUAGAACUCCCCAUGACCGGAAAGUUUACAUACAGUGGCGCACGCUACUUGACAUUGUAGCCAUACAUCUUGUACGCGGAUACUUUUCUAUUGAGAGAUCUGUCUUGGCUAUGAAUAGACACAGAUCGCAUGUUCGAGCAGUCACAGAUUUAUUAUCUGCGCACUCACAGCACGAUAUCAGUAUAUGGGCCGCCACUCAGUAUCAUUGGUUUGCUGAGCUAGUGGAACUCGUACCAUACACCAUUUCACAAGAAUUUCAUGAAGCAAAGAAACCAAAAGAUCAAAUUGAAUUUCUUGGUGGUCUUAUUUUAUCGGACGGAUCUGUGUUGGUCACGAGUCCCAAUCUACUAUAUAAGAGAGCUGCCAGUGAGCUCUCUACCCUUGGAGACUCCUUUCUCAAUUCAGAACCUCUCAGCGACCGCUUCACUAGUAUCAGUGAUAUCCUAGCAUAUAAAAUAAAGCUUUAUGGACUGGCACAAGAGUCUACAAUGACAUCAAACUCUGCAUUUCUUGCGUCACUCGAUAUGCUUUUGCUUGUCGACAUUGCAGACACCUAUGUGGCCCUAGGUGAUUACAAGAAGUCCAGUCAUUUUUAUGAAGAGGCGCAGUCAAAGUGCACAUUACCGGCUUGGGCGGCAGUCUACCAAUCGUUGUCGAACAAACUAUUAUCAGCUGCGAUAAAUUCUGGAGAUUUGUCAACUGCUCUUAAACAGCUUGCAAAUCUUUCUAUUUUUGCAACACCCAUUGAGCCUCUACCAGAUUUCGACUUGUCAAGUUGUUCUGUCGUUGAUUUAAAUAGCCUGUCGCUGUUUGUGAAUGCAGAAGUUUCAUUGUUCAAUCAGUCUUUAAACCAUGAAGUGCGGGUUUAUGACACGGUGGUCACUCAAAUCAAGCUUGAAUCUGCUUUUAAUGCCGAAAUUAUCGAGAGAGCAAUUCCCGGUAGCAAGGUUGACAUAAUGCUAAACAAUGUCGUUGUCAAGUACGACAACAAGACAGUAUUCAGUAUCACUGACACUGGUAACCAGAAUGAGCAAAUUCAAUCCGCAACUUUGGAAUGCAAUAAAGCUGCGUUUAAUCUCUCAAAUUUUGGAGAACAUACGCUUGUGUUGCAAAUGAAGCAUGAAGCCUCAAAUACUGGAUGGCUACUGGUUACUGAGAUGUGUUUCGCACUCACAAUUGGAAUUAAGCUUGAAUCAGGUGAAUAUCAAUUCGGCAAGAAUGAGCUGGUGAUUGUCGAUCAGCAAAAGAUUGGACAAACUUUUGAUGUGUAUGCCCCAAAUCAGCAUGGACUAUCUAUCAGAACGCAAAAGGAGUUGAAAGGCCGGGUCGCCUGCAAAGUAUUUGUGAAACCAUAUAAACCCAACUUGAUGAUCGAGACUGAAUCCGAAUUCGACUCAAUUAUAAUUGGCGAGAAACUUGAGACAGCCGUCAAACUUGUGUUUCCUGAAAGUUCAUUGGCAAAUGUUGGAUGCAAAAGCGUAAAGCUUUUGGUUGAGACAAUAGUUUACGAAGACAUGAUCGAAACAAAAGAAUUGCACGCGCAAGCCAAUUGGGAUCAAAUGAAAGACGAUGAGCCAAUGGAUUUACUUGAAGCGCUUCAGCUGAAGACAAAGCAGCGCAAGCACAAUUUGCGCGUAUGUAUCUCAAAGUCUCCAAGCUCCAUGGUACCAAAGGAUAUGAAACUUAAAGCCGUGCUAUACUUCAAACUCAUUGUAACGAGUGCGUUGGCGGAAGUUUCAGAAUAUCAUAUCAAGCAACUAGAGAUAAGCGUUCUAGCAUGUCCUUUUUCGCCAAAGCUUACCAUCACGCCAUGCUCUUACGACGAUAAGACAUCUUCCAUUCCAAACCCUUUCGUGGUAAAACACAGCUCAGAAGGGCUUUCUAUGCCUCUCCUCUCGAGGGCGUGGCUGUUGAAUUCACUACUACAAGACAUCCAUGGUCUUUUGCUGUCGGGCGAUGUCUCUAUAACAGAAACUAAAUUUCAUUUGCGUUCCACUAAUCCUGAGGUAUCCUUCUCUUGGUUGAGUGAACUGUCGUCUGAAGACCUGACUCAUGUCCGUCAAUUCGUAACAAGUGGUAGAUAUCGCCCCACAACAACGAAUGUGAACAUGGUUGCAAGUAUAAGCUUCUCAUACAAGCGAAAUGGCUCCAACAUGGAAAACAAUUUCGAAACAAAAGACGAAGUUUUCGAUAUGCCUCUACAAGACCCUCGAGUCUUGGUACACGUUGAUCAUAUUGAUGCUCUGGUCCAUUUGUGUUUCACUAUAGAGAACCCGACAUCGCGGAUCGUCACACUUUCCACGGCAUUGAUCACAGACAUAGCAUUAAACAAGGGAAUUUCAUGGGAGUUUGAAGAUGUGAGAAAUGAAUUACCUUUAAAGCAAACAAUCACUCCUAUCUUGCCCUUUUGUCAGCACAAACUCGAAUACUUUGGCACUUACGUCACUGAAGCCAAUAACUCGAAUGUUGAGUUGCCCCAAUUGCAAGUCUACGACAUGCAUUACAAGUUGAACUUGCCUACAGUUGCACUACAGGCAAACGUGAAAGUGAUUGGUUCGAGGAUCUAUAUCAAGCAUUAG